AUGGCAGACACGAUCACGCUUGCCACAGCAGACGACCCUCCCAAAAUCCUCACACACUCUCGCGCCAUUCUCGCGGCACACUCCACCGUGUUUCGCGACCUGUUCUCCCUCCCAACCUCGGCCGCACCUCAAGCCGAGUCGACCUGCAUUGCUCCAUCCAUCAACAUCGCCGAAAGUGAGGCGGAGAUUGCCCCGUUCCUUUCGAACCUUACGGGUGAGCUCGGCGGCGAGUCCGUGCUUUCGGACGCCCAGUGGAUCAGCGUCGCGCGACUGGUCGACAAGUACGACAGCCCUGUCGCCCGCGUUUUCGUCGAGAACAUGGUCAGAUCAUGCACCAAGGACGAGUCGGCUGCGCUUGCGCUCACACUCGCGACAUACACAUCCAGCACGGCUUUACGCGUGCAGUGCGCCUUUCGCGUACUGGAUGUCGCGGACCAGAACGAGGGCCACUUCGAUGCAGACAAGGUCCCGCUCUCGCUUCCCGCUCAUGUUGAGCAUAACUUGGCGAGAUGGAAAGAGUCGCUCUACCAUCAUGCGCUGCGUGUAGGCCUCCAACACUGCCCUGAUACAGAUUAUCCCGGCGUCUGCGGGGACGACCGCUGCAACAUGGGUGCUAGAGAGCGAGCAUGGCUCGAAGGCAUGCGGCGGCUCGCCGCAAUCGACCCCAGCCAAGCGCCGCUCAACGCGCCCUUCUUCCCGAUGAUGGACGAAGGCGAGUGGUCACCCCAAGACUUCGGCAUCUGCUCUGAGCAUGUCCGAGACUUCAUGGACCCGGUCCGGUGGGCUGAGUACGAGUACCGCAAGAAGGCACCACCCUUUCCAGUCUGA
This is a messenger RNA of Rhodotorula toruloides NP11, 828 nucleotides long. RefSeq lists its product as uncharacterized. The coding region runs from base 1 to 828 and encodes 275 amino acids. The record is from RefSeq and is a predicted model, not a curated record. The transcript is spliced from 3 exons. NCBI's taxonomy places the organism in Eukaryota, Fungi, Basidiomycota, Microbotryomycetes, Sporidiobolales, Sporidiobolaceae.